GCUCAACACUCGGAAAGUGCAUCCAGCCGGCGUUUGGUUCAGAACGCGCCUGAAACAGUCGAAUGUCAGUUGCGAAACGCUUGAAUAUCGCAGACAAUCGCGAAUCGCGGUAGCGGCAAUCGGUCUCGUUUUACUCGAAUAAUCAAAAAAAUUGUGAUCAUUUUGUUUCGGACAUUGUCUAACUUCUAGAAUGUGGUUCAGUUAGAGACCAGAAAAACGACGAUUUUCCAGAAAACACUUUACGUAAAAUGUCAAGGCCAUUCACAUCAGUCCGCUUAAACUAUUUGAAGGACAUCAAAGGUUGGCCAUUCAUUCUUCUACCGGCACAAUAUCUAUUAUAUUCGCUGCAGAAUAUUUUAUGAAUAUUGCUGGUUGCUUCAACGAUUGGUUUUGAGUAUCAAGAAGAACGAUGCCUCCAAAACUCUUCGGAAGCGACAUGAAUCAAGGAGUUCGAGCAGUAUUGCUGACCGCUAAAGCUUUGGCAGUACCAGUGGAUCUAAUCGAUGUCAACGUUUAUACAGAAGAACACAUCGAAGAAGAGCUUUUGAAGGUGAACCCCGACUACACGAUUCCGACGUUGGUCGAUGGGGAAUUUGUGAGUUGGAACACUCACGCCAUUUUAGGAUACCUGGUGAAUAAAUAUGGCGAAGACGACAGUCUAUACCCGAAGGACCCAGAGAAAAAGGACCAAGUAGAGCAAAAAUUAUUUUUUGAAUCUGAUACGCUAUGUCCCAGAGUCAACAGCGUCAUUCAGGCGAUCAUAGUAGAAAACGAAAAAGAAAUCCGCACCGAGAAAAUAAGUGCCAUUACUGAGUCCUACAUGCUACUGGAUGGGUUUCUUGAAAAUAAAAACUUCCUGACUGGAGAUAGUUUGACGAUAGCUGACCUGUGCUGUGUAGCCACAGUCAGUACAGCUACAGUUAUCACUCCUAUAUCGACUGAAAAAUAUCCCAAUUUGUCUCACUGGUACCGAACAUGCAAAAAUCUAAACUACUACGAAGAGACCAAUGGUGUCGGAUUGAACAACCUGGAUGCUUUAGUUGAAUUAAAACUGGGACGCCCCAGGACAAAGGAACUAUGUGAAUAGCACUUCUUGUGAAUACUUUUGUGAUAUUUUGUACAAUUUUUACUCUAGGCUACUCCUAUUCGUGAUCUAUUUAAUUAUUUAUUAACUUAUUGACGCAAGUUUCAAUAUUGAUUAUUAUAAUAAACGCACAAGUAUAUCUACCA
Dendroctonus ponderosae (mountain pine beetle) is the source of this 1230-nucleotide messenger RNA. RefSeq names its product glutathione S-transferase 1. The transcript has 5 exons. Bases 410 to 1087 code for a protein of 225 amino acids. Gene Ontology annotation, molecular function: glutathione transferase activity. Gene Ontology annotation, biological process: glutathione metabolic process. The record is from RefSeq and is a predicted model, not a curated record. Lineage: Eukaryota; Metazoa; Arthropoda; Insecta; Coleoptera; Curculionidae.